Lonchura striata (white-rumped munia) is the source of this 1624-nucleotide messenger RNA. It is a transcript of the gene GPR62, whose product is annotated as G protein-coupled receptor 62. Gene Ontology annotation, cellular component: signaling receptor complex; endosome; plasma membrane. Gene Ontology annotation, molecular function: G protein-coupled receptor activity. Gene Ontology annotation, biological process: G protein-coupled receptor signaling pathway. Lineage: Eukaryota; Metazoa; Chordata; Aves; Passeriformes; Estrildidae. The record is from RefSeq and is a predicted model, not a curated record.
GCCAUCCGCAGCUGGCGGGCUGCAGGCAAACAGGAUGACGAGCGGGUGACGGGAGCGGGAAGGGGGAGCGUGGCCUCACGCAGGGCCGGCAGCCCCGCUUCUGCUGCGGGAGCAACACCAGCAAGCAGGACCUCAGUGAGGACAGGAGCAUCACUUAUCUCCCCAGGAGAAAAGGCAAAGAGAAGGUAGCAGCCAUGGCUAUGGUGGGAUUACCCUCUCUGGGACACAGGAGAAGAGCCCUUGCUGCCCAGGCACCAGAGCUGCUGGCUUAGCCCUGGAGGGGGAUGCCGAGCUGGACAGGGUCAAACACCACGGACAGCCUAGAGCUGCUCUCUAUCCCCAAGCACUCCAUUGCCCAGGAGGUGGUGGGCCUCUUCUGCAUGAUCCUGCUCACCCUCACCGCCCUGGUGGCCAACAUCGUGGUGAUGGUCAUCAUCCUCAAAACACCCCUUUUCAGGAAGUUCAUCUUUGUCUGCCACCUCUGUGUGGUCAAUCUCCUCUCAGCUAUUUUCCUCAUGCCCCUGGGGAUCAUCUCCAGCUCCACCUGUUUCAACUGGGUUAUCUACAGCAUUGCUGAGUGCAAGGCCGUGAUAUUCCUGAACAUCUGCUUCAUCAGUGCCUCCAUUCUCACCAUCUGUAUCAUCAGCGUGGAGCGGUACUACUACAUCGUCCACCCCUUGAGGUAUGAGGUCAAGAUGACCAUCAGGCUGGCAGUGGCUGGAGUAGUUUUCAUUUGGGUCAAGUCUGUUCUCACCACUGUCUUGGCACUAGUGGCGUGGCCUCAUGGCAAUGGGGCCACCAGCGCCAGCCACUGCACAGUCUACUGGAGCCCCGGGGCCCACAAGAAGGUUUUUGUGAUCCUCUUCAGCAUCACCUGCUUUAUUCUGCCCACCAUCAUCAUCCUCGCUGUCUACUCCAGCAUCUACCGCGUGGCCCGGACUGCGUCCCUGCAGCAGGCACCUGUGCCAGCACAGGCAGUUGCACCCAGACACCGAUGUGACUCCAUCGCCAGCCAAGUGACCAUCCUCACUGCCAGGAUCCUGAUGCUGCCCAGGCUGAUCCCAGAUCGCCUUCUAGGAAGCAACAAGGCCAUCCUCACCUUGGUCCUCAUUGUGGGACAAUUCUUGUGCUGCUGGCUGCCUUUCUUUGCUUUCCACUUGCACUCCUCUGUCGCUGUUGGCACUGUGGGUGGUGGGCACGGGGAGAUGGUGGUCACCUGGAUUGCCUACUCCUCCUUUGCCGUUAAUCCUUUCUUCUACGGGUUGCUGAACCGCCAAAUACGUGAGGAGCUGGCCCGGCUCCGUCGCAGAUGUCUAAACCAUCCACUUGGUCAGGACCUCUGUCUUUCCAUCUCAGAGGCUUCUGUUCAGGAAAACUUCUUGCAGUUCCUCCAGAGAGCAACAUGCACACUGGAGACUCACACCAGCUGCAUCAGCCCCAGCCCCAGGAACAGGCUGGACCAGACCACAACGGGCUUCCCCACCCCAGGUCAAGUCCCCGAAGAGAGCAGCUGAGAAGGAGGCUCUGUCCCACUGUGCUGGGCAGGAGACCUGCCAGGGACCCAUCAGACCUGCUUGGACCCAAUCUCUUGGAUUCGAAGGAGUCCUUGUGCAGGUUUUGCCUC